Messenger RNA from Gamsiella multidivaricata, 726 nucleotides. RefSeq lists its product as uncharacterized. The transcript is spliced from 3 exons. Gene Ontology annotation, cellular component: nucleus; cytoplasm. Gene Ontology annotation, molecular function: RNA methyltransferase activity; O-methyltransferase activity. Gene Ontology annotation, biological process: RNA methylation; piRNA processing; siRNA processing. Lineage: Eukaryota; Fungi; Mortierellomycota; Mortierellomycetes; Mortierellales; Mortierellaceae. Bases 46 to 711 code for a protein of 221 amino acids. The record is from RefSeq and is a predicted model, not a curated record.
CGACAUUCCUCUCAUCACAUCACCAACCCUUGAUCAGCCAUCGCAAUGUCAGCCGGUUUGUCAGAAGAAAGCUUGGAGGAGCAAGGGGAGAGUGCGCAGGAGAUUCUGUUUUUCCCGCCACUAUGGCAACAGCGACGAAACCUUGCUCGGCGUAUCAUUGACGAGCACCAUGCGACAUCUGUCAUUGACUUUGGAUGCGGUGAGGCUGCACUGAUGUCUUUUUUGAUCUGGGAGUCGAGCGGCGAGCAUCCGAUUACACGCCUCUCCGGGGUGGAUAUGGAUGAGAGUCGACUUACCCUCGCGACUGAUGCAUGCCAACCGCAGGAUUAUGAGCUCGGAUCGAACCUACGAGUGAACAAGUUGGCGAUCGAAAUAUACCAUGGAUCUGUCGCACAAGCAGAUAGCCGAAUGAUCGGAUUCGAUGCCCUAGCGUGUCUUGAGGUGGUGGAACAUUUGGAUCCUGACGUGCUGGAACAGUUCUGGGGCGUCGUGCUUGGUAAACUAAGGCCAAAGCUAGUCAUCGUUUCCACUCCCAAUGCAGAGUUCAACGUGUACUUUCCACAGCUCAAAUACGGCACACCCGAGGCAGUGUUCCGUAACGAUGACCAUCGAUUCGAAUGGACGCGUCAGGAAUUUGAAGAUUGGUACGGUGCUUCGCGUAUCGGUACCAAUUGUCAGCUCAAGAUAAUUAACCACGGCGAUUUUUACUGACCUAUGCCUUGAUGG